Molecule: messenger RNA, 4191 nt
Organism: Pezoporus flaviventris
Lineage: Eukaryota; Metazoa; Chordata; Aves; Psittaciformes; Psittacidae
Gene: PLD1
Product: phospholipase D1
Exons: 28
Coding region: 386-3610 (1074 amino acids)
Biological process (GO): cell motility; intracellular signal transduction; regulation of microvillus assembly
Molecular function (GO): phosphatidylinositol binding; D-type glycerophospholipase activity
Source: RefSeq, a predicted model, not a curated record
UGUUGUACACUUGGGUAUCUUUGCUGAGUAUGCUGUGAUUUGUAAUACUUUGGUCUUCCCAGGUUUAUGGACGGAAUUAAAAGUGAGAAUAUACCCUCAGCAGUGCUCUUUUGCGGUCUGUGCAGCUCUUGUUUUGACUGCAGCAACAGCGAUCCCUGUGUGACUGCCAUGCAGCGGGCUCUUUGCAGUAGCAUCUCUUGUUAAAUAAGAAAAUCUCACACCCCUGUGGCAGCAGUGUGUCCUCCUAGGGCUGUGCAGAAAUUCCUGAAGACUGAAAAGCAGGUGGGAAUAGAAAACCAAGGAAACCCCUGACAGACAAUAUUGUUUCUUCAGAGCUCAAGAUAUUUCUGAAGUGCCUCGUGGCUCCAGUGCAUCAGUCCCUGAGAUGUCACUGAGAGCUGAAAGCAAUGCCGCUACAUCAACGCUGAAGAAAGUCGCUGCAGACAUGAGCAACAUCAUCGAGAGCCUGGACACCAGGGACCUCCACUUUGAUGGGGAGGAGGUUGAAUCGGAGGUGCUAAAUGACCCAAAAGGCACCGUGUGUAUUCCUUUCUCUGCCAUCUAUCACACCCAUGGGUUCAAAGAGCCAGGCACGCAGACGUACCUCACGGGAUGUCCUGUUCGAGUGCGUGUGUCGGAAGUUGAACGCUUUACUUCCACAAAGAAGGUACCAAGCCCCAAUGUUUACACCAUUGAGCUGACCCAUGGAGAGUUCACCUGGCAGGUGAAAAGGAAGUUUAAGCACUUCCAGGAGUUUCACAGGGAGCUGCUGAGGUACAAAGCCUUUGUGCACAUCCCUAUCCCGACCAGGAGUCACACGGUGAGAAGACAAUCCAUCAAAAGGGGAGAACCGAGGCAGAUGCCAAGUCUGCCGCACACAGCGGAGAGCACGGUGCGGGAAGAGCACUUCUCCAGCAGGAGGAAACAGCUGGAAGACUACUUGACAAAGAUCCUAAAAAUGCCAAUGUACAGGAACUACCAUGGAACGAUGGAGUUUGUUGGAGUAAGCCAGUUGUCGUUUAUCCAUGACCUGGGACCAAAGGGCAUAGAAGGGUUCAUCAUGAAGCGCUCUGGGGGCCAUCGCAUACCUGGCUUGAACUGCUGUGGCCAAGGGAGGAUGUGCUACCGAUGGUCCAAAAGGUGGCUGGUGGUGAAGGACUCUUUCCUGCUGUACAUGAAGCCAGACUCGGGGGCCAUUUCAUUUGUCCUGCUGGUGGAUAAGGAAUUCAACAUUAAGAUAGGCCAGAAAGAAACGGAAACAAAAUACGGGUUGCAGAUCGACAAUCUCUCUAGGUCAUUGAUUUUGAAGUGUAACAGCUACAGACAUGCCCAGUGGUGGAGGCAAGGCAUAGACGAGUUUAUUCGGAAACAUGGCAAGGACUUCUUCACAGAGCACCGCUUCGGGUCUUACGCAGCCGUGCGGGAGAACACACUGGCCAAGUGGUAUGUAAAUGCUAAGUGGUACUUUGAAGAUGUCGCAAAUGCCAUGGAAGCUGCUAAGGAAGAAAUUUUCAUCACAGAUUGGUGGCUCAGCCCAGAAAUCUUCAUGAAACGACCUGUUGUGGAAGGAAAUCGCUGGCGGCUGGACUGUAUCCUCAAGCGGAAGGCACAACAAGGAGUGAGGAUUUUUGUGAUGCUGUACAAAGAGGUGGAGCUUGCCCUAGGUAUCAACAGUGAAUAUAGCAAGCGGACGCUUAUGCACCUCCAUCCAAACAUUAAGGUGAUGAGACACCCAGACCAUGUGUCUUCCUCCGUGUACCUCUGGGCCCACCAUGAGAAGCUUGUCAUUGUUGACCAGUCUGUGGCAUUUGUGGGUGGCAUUGACUUGGCAUAUGGCAGGUGGGAUGACGACGAGCACCGCCUGACAGAUGUGGGCAGCGUGAAGCGAAUGGUGGCAGUGAAGUCAGUGUCAGCAACUAACCUUACAUCUGCAGCAGAGUCUGAACAUGUUCCCCUGCAGUCACAAGCUCUGUCCCCCGAAAGCCCCUUGUUCCAGAGAAAUGCUGAUGAUGCCCCAGACACAUCAAAAAUGAAAGGAGUAGGAAAACCCAAAAAGUUUUCAAGGUUCAGUAUUUACAAGCACCUCCAUAAACACGGCAUGCACCAUGCUGACAGCGUCAGCAGCAUCGACAGUGAAUCAAGUUACUAUAACCCCACUAGAAGUCAACCAAAUAUAAUCCAGAGUUUAAAGCCCCAUCUGAAAAUCUUCCAUCACCACAGUGAAUCCAAACAGGGGCUCACAGAGCCUCGGGAGGAUAAAGGAUCCAUCCGCAGCUUGAAGACAGGUGUUGGCGAGCUGCUUGGGGAAACCAGGUUCUGGCAUGGAAAAGACUACUGCAACUUCGUCUUUAAAGACUGGGUUCAACUUGACAAACCUUUUGCUGACUUCAUUGACAGAUACACCACCCCAAGGAUGCCCUGGCAUGACAUCUCCUCCGUGGUACACGGCAAAGCAGCGCGGGAUGUUGCCCGACACUUCAUCCAGCGCUGGAACUUCACCAAGAUUAUGAAGCCCAAAUACCGAUCCCUGUCCUACCCAUUCUUGCUGCCAAAAUCUCAGCAGACUGCUAAUGAGUUGAAGUAUCAGGUGCCCGAGGCUGUUAAUGCCACAGUCCAGGUGAUCCGUUCUGCUGCUGACUGGUCAGCUGGCAUUAAAUACCACGAGGAGUCCAUCCACAAUGCCUAUAUCAGUGUGAUAGAAAACAGCAAGCACUACAUAUAUAUAGAAAACCAGUUUUUUAUUAGCUGUGCUGAUGACAAAGUUGUCUGGAACAAGAUUGGGGAUGCGAUUGCACAGAGGAUUCUUAAAGCUCACAGGGAAAACAAGCGUUUCCGAGUGUACGUGGUGAUCCCGCUGCUGCCUGGGUUUGAAGGAGACAUCUCGACUGGUGGGGGGAGUGCACUGCAGGCCAUAAUGCACUUCAACUACAGGACCAUGUGCCGAGGAGAAAACUCAAUCCUGGGCCAGUUGAAGACAGAGGUUGGAGAUAAGUGGAUAAACUACAUAUCGUUCUGUGGACUUCGAACAUAUGCUGAGUUGGAAGGAAAACUAGUCACAGAGCUCAUCUAUGUUCACAGCAAGCUGCUUAUUGCUGAUGACAACACAGUUAUAAUCGGCUCUGCCAACAUCAAUGACCGCAGCAUGCUGGGAAAGAGGGACAGCGAGAUGGCCAUCAUCGUGCAGGACACUGAGACCAUCCCCUCUGUGAUGGAUGGGGAAGACUACAGCGCUGGGAAGUUUGCCCAGUCCCUCCGGCUGCGGUGCUUCAGGGUUGUCCUUGGCGGCUCUGAUCUCAGUCCGGAACACCAGGAUCCUGUGUGUGACAGAUUUUUCAAGGAGGUGUGGAUUUCUACAGCAGCUCGCAAUGCCACCAUCUUUGAUAAGGUUUUUCGAUGCCUUCCCAGUGACCAGGUGAAUAAUUUAACCCAACUGCGUGAUUUCAUCAACAAGCCCAAAUUAGCGAAUGAUGAUCCUGCGAAAGCAGCAGAAGAAUUGAAAAAGAUUCGUGGGUUUUUAGUACAAUUCCCCUUUCGUUUUCUGGAGGAAGAGUACUUGCUUCCCUCCGUUGGAACAAAGGAGUCCAUGGUACCCAUGGAGGUUUGGACUUAAGAAGACUGCUUUAUGUUUUAAACUCUGGUUCUCUAGAGACAAGUUGUUGAACAUUACAGGAUUUUGGAAAGCCUUUUAUUGCUGAGAGAGGUGACAGAUCUCCACCAAGCUAACGUGCCCUUCUUAAGGAUUUUGGUGGAGGAACUCAAAGCAAGUCAACACUAGCAAAAGAGAGGAGCAGAAAGACUUAGAAAUUAUGGCAGAUGAGACGUUUAACCUCUGAAGGAGUUACUUCUUAUGGCAUGUUCUGAGUGCCUAAAGGACGCAGGCCACUUCCUAGGACAAGAAACAAAUCCCAGUUGCUGUUGUUACUACUGCCAGCUGUAUACUGUGGUUGCAUACGUACUGUGAUUGUGCUGUGGCUGUGCAGGAAUGAUGGGCUGCAUGUGCUUCUAAGGCUUUCGGGUAUCUGCGCCUUGGCUUGCUGGAGUCCCCCAUCUCACCCCUUUCAUAUGCCGUCAGAGCAUGACAUACAACUCUGAUGCUGUCAGGAAGUGCUGUUUGGUGCUGCCUUGGGCUGUCCUACCACUUGCAGGUGUUUCACUUCUUAAAUGGAAAUGGACUAAGAAUCUUGUAUCAGA